Synchytrium microbalum is the source of this 5706-nucleotide messenger RNA. RefSeq lists its product as uncharacterized. NCBI's taxonomy places the organism in Eukaryota, Fungi, Chytridiomycota, Chytridiomycetes, Synchytriales, Synchytriaceae. Gene Ontology annotation, molecular function: adenylate cyclase activity. The record is from RefSeq and is a predicted model, not a curated record. Gene Ontology annotation, biological process: intracellular signal transduction; cyclic nucleotide biosynthetic process. Gene Ontology annotation, cellular component: cytoplasm. The transcript is spliced from 7 exons. Bases 1 to 5706 code for a protein of 1901 amino acids.
AUGAAUCCCCUUACCUCGCACAAUUCCUACAAGGAAUCCAGUGCCACAGCAUCGAUGACUGGUCAAUCCACGACAGCACCUCCAACUGCAGCCAUACUCGGAGGAGUGUCUGGAGUUCGCGAUUACCUAGUCUCAACAGUGCAGAACUCGCUUCAGCAGACCUCAUCCUUCCUUGGUCGACCAGACACUGCAUCUUCAGGAACCAACAAUGAAAAUUACGGCCCAUCGACAUUCGCUCCAACUCCAUUCGUUGCUCAACCUGUAUCAUACGAACAAGUUGUGCCUAACUUCUUGUCGAAGCAUGUUCGAGCAUAUUGUGAUCGACUCGUCCGUGAACAGACUGUUAAUUCGUAUACUAAUGGCACUGGUGGCGGACCACGUAAAUUGCAGCAGUCGACGGAAUCUUUGGCUACCAUGAUGAAACCAAGUGCUGAUGAGGCUUUUGCUGCUGUGGUUAUGGCUGAUGUGUCUGGUUACUCGACGCUGACUUCCAUGCUGGCUGAACGUGGUCCUAUUGGUGCUGAGUUGCUUAGUAAAGCUAUGAAGGGAUACCUUGAUAAAAUUAUUCAAAUUGUAUUAACGCAUGGUGGUGACAUUGUCAAAUUCGCUGGUGACGCAGUCAUAUUCUACUGGCGCAUAGAAGCAGGUCGAGAAGGCAAAGAAGAACCCAAAUCCAAAGAAGAUAUCCGAAAAGGGGAAUUAAUAUACAAGGCAUGUAAUUGUUGCUUUGAUCUGCUAGCCAAACUUGGAUCAUACGAAGUCAACAUACCGAAUUGUCCUACAAAGCUAUUGAGGAUACAUUUGGGUAUUGGUGGUGGUAAUAUCUAUGAUGUCCAUGUUGGUGGACCUCCAGGUCGUUGGGAGCAUUUUAUUGCGGGUGAUGCUGUAAAUCAGUUAUCGGUUGUGCUUGAUUUAGCCAAGCCUGGUGAACUGGCCAUUUCGCAUCAAGCAAUGAAGUUCUUAGCCAACGUAAUCAACGUAUCAACAGUGGUACUAGAAGGAUACGACAAACGUUGUGUCAUUGUAAAAUCAAUGGAAAACGCUAGACGGCGAGUUCCACCCCCAACACCAGACGUAACCGAAGACACUGAUCUUUGGGAAGUCACAGCCAAAGAAUCAAACGUCUCACUGUACGAGAAAUUUGUCUCACAUCCAGCCCUCUUCAAACUCCAAGCCGAUUUAAACCAAUCCAAACUAUUCCGUAUCGAAUCCCACCUCUCUGAUCUAAUGUCGUUGUACGAAUUACGUCAAGUCACAACCAUAUUCAUUCGUCUUGGAUCGCUCUUUGAAUGGGAAGCCAAUCCACGAGCUCUUGAUGAUGCACAGUAUGCCAUGACGAUUGUGCAAGAGUCGCUCAAGAAAUAUGAAGGGUCAUUACGACAGUUCCAUGUAGAUGAUAAAGGAGCUGUUAUAUUGUGUUUCUUUGGAUUACCACCCCUUGCACAUGAAAAUGAUGCAUCGUAUGGUUUAAAGGCUGGAUUGGCUAUAUGUCAAGGAUUCCAGGAACGAUUUAGUUUCUCGAUUGGUAUUACCACUGGUGUGGUUUCCAUUGGUGGAGUUGGUAAUGCUGUGAGAACAGAAUAUGCUGUGAUGGGUGACUCAAUCAACAUGGCAGCACGUCUAAUGUGUCUACCAUACGCAGCAAACUCCAUCCUGUGUGAUGAGAAGACCUACAAUUUAGCUGAACGAGACUUCUUCUUUGAUUUCUUGGGAGAAGUGAAAGUAAAGGGUAAAGCUAAACCUAUAUCGACAUUCAGGCCUAAAGCUUUAAGGCCAGAAGGUGGUAAAGGAAGUGCAGCUCGUGAUAACCCACGUGAAAUAUGUGGUCGUCUAGUCGAAAAGGCUGCCAUUAUCAAUGCAGUCACUCAACAUGUAGCUGGAGAGCCAUCUGGUCUAGUGAUUAUUGAAUCCGAUGCUGGACAAGGUCUUUCGACUCUAGUAAAGUAUACUAAAGUUGAAGCUACGGAACGAAAUUGUCAUGUUUGCAACGGAAGUGCAGCAGAAAUGGAAAAAUACACACCAUACUAUGCUUUCCGUGAUGUAGUCUGUGACCUCCUCGCCAUGAUUGAAGACAGCGUACCAGAUGGAGACGGUGGUUUCUGCAUACCAUUAGGCCACCCACCUAAAUCAGACUCCAAAAAGGAAUUGGUUGCUGAAGCUGCCAAUACCGUCCAUCCACUCGCUUCAGAUCCCGCCACACAUGAAACAUCACCCACACUUAAGGUCAAUCGUCGAAGUGCCAAUCGAAUGUCCAUAUUCGAGGAUGAUUCUCUACAUCCCUUCCAUCAUCGCCAACCUCAAGCACGAAUGAAACAAGGAUAUCUCAACAUGAUUGCUUCUAAUGAUGCUUUGGCAAACGCUCGACGAGCGGCUAGUGCUCAAGGUGCUAGGAAUGAUGAUGACGUGACUGUUGGUGGUAUGAAUGUCUCUGUUCCAGUUGUCGUUAAUUCUAAUGACUCACCACUGUCGCCAUCUAUACCAACAGGACCUGUUCCAGGGAUAGCGAUUUCAGAUUCUGAUAGUGACUUGGGCAGCCAGAUGCUUUUCGAAGAUCGAGUGAAAUCAUGUCUGCACAAAAUGGGUGAAAAUCCAGACUUGGCCCCACUCUUGGACCAUAUCUUGCCUUUCAACUUUGAAAAGAAUGAGCUGAUUAACACCAUGUCUGCCAAAGUUCGAAUGAAGGAAUUGUCAGACAUGCUCCGCCGCAUUGUCAGCAACUUGGCCCAAGCUAAUCCAGUCGUAUUCACCUUCCACGAAGUUCAAUGGAUGGAUAGUUUGUCGUGGGAGCUGUUAUGGGAGAUUCUCAACACGUGCCCCAGAGUUAUGGUCAUUAUGUUUACUCGUGUUGAAAAGUAUUAUGAGAGUGAUGAAGGUCGUGUCUACCUCAACAAGCUCAAGAAGCUUCCUCGAGCCUUGUCAAUACGAAUGGAAGGACUCAGUAAAUCAGAUACUGAAAAGAUGAUUAUAUCAACUUGGACUGGUAAACCGCUGAGAGGUGUCUCCAACCUCAUCGUCGACAAUGUAUAUAAACGAACCAACGGCAACCCUCUCUAUAUUCGAUCUCUCACCACCGCACUCAAAGAAUCCGGACAAUGGAGAAUCAGUGAUGCAGGCAUACUCCAAACCGAACAAGGCGAAUUUGACUUUGAAAAAGUCGUCUUUGGAUAUGACUUGCAAUCCAUCAUCACUGCCCAAUUUGAUCGUUUGGAUCGAAGCUUCCAACUCUUCCUCAAAGUUGCUUCCGUGUUGGGUCAACGCUUCCUACUUGAUGACGUACUCGUGUUUUUGGGAGACCUGACUGGCUUCUCUGAAAAGUUUUAUCGAAAGGGACCACGAGAAGUAGCCAACCAAAUUGAUGCAAUGGAUAAAUAUGGAUUCUUGACACGACCUGAAGGUGAUCAGGAAUCACUCUUCUUCCAAUUCAAAUCUGCCGUCAUCCAUCGAAGUAUCUAUAACAUGAUGGUCAUGUCUCAACGUCAACAAUUGCAUUUGAAUAUUGCGUCCUACUAUGAAAAGAUCAUCAACGACGAAAAUCGACACCGUUUACUGAUACCCCUGUACGAGCACUUUAUGGAAACUGACGAAAGGCAACGAUUCAAGAAGCUGAAAUACUUGGAAGCUGUCUGUCAUUUCUAUUACGAAAAGCAUUCCAUGAGGGAUGCCAUCAAGCACUACAAUAUUUUUAUCGAGACAGUCAACGAGCUCGAAAAGGAAAACAAUCGUCAAUUGUUUGCUCCAGCUGUACGAGCCGCUUGGCAUCGUGAACUUGGUGAAGCCUACUUUUCACGACAAGAGUUUACUCAGGGUGAAGUGCACCUCUUGAAAUCUCUAAGUUUACUGGGUCACGAAUUCGUCAGUGGGAGGAUUGCACUAGCACUCAAGAUUCGUCAAGAAAAGAGGACCCGUAGUCGAUUCCAAAUCCAGUCACUAACUAAUCCGGCUUCUGAACACAACAUUAACGUCAGCACCUACAACACCAACACAUGGGAAUCAAAGGGCACACUCAACCAACGAGAUAAAUACCUAGCCGAUCCAAGAUCAGACAAUAACAGUACGGAUGGUGGUCUACCCAUCGGUACAUUAUCUUCAGCAACUUCGAAACUUGUAUCCAAAUCUCGAACAAUGUCAACACCCAUGAUUGUCAAAGUGGACCAACAAAGCAGUAAUCCAGCUAUAAAUGGGGACGCUCGCGCUGGAACGUUAAACCGCCGAUCAUCUCGUCUACCCCCAUCAAGUGCGAAUAGUCACGGUCAAGUACUCAGUUCUUCCUUUUUGGAUGACGGCAACUCCCCAGCUGUUCAAGCAGGCUCACUUCCUGUAAACAAGGACGGAAGUAUUCCCAUGCUAUCAGUCACUGGAUCUGAUGUUGGCAGUCUCGUAUUCCCAUCAGUGCAACUACAGCAAGCUAAUGAUCGACGAGAGGGUAUGAGCACACAUGGCAUGAGCACGCAUGAUUCCAAGCAUGAUUCGACUGGCCAAUUGAAUGCUUUGCUGAUGGGAGGUAAAUGGCAAACCAUGCAUCAAGUUCGAAUGACGUAUAUGACAUUGGCUCAACUCUACCUGCAAACGGAAAACAUGAAGAAGCAUUGCUAUGUUGUGUUUGCUGGUCUCAACAUGUCUGAAACACCAUUCCCCAAGGAUGCUAUUUAUACCAAGUUUAUGGCUAUGGCUGGUCUACUGUAUUGGACUCAUGAAAAGAACCAAAAACGAGCCAAGGCGUAUAUUGACCACGCCAUGUAUCACGACAGGAACUUAUCUGAUGUUGGUGCUCGUGCAAUGGUCGUAUGGUGUAGUGCCCGAUUCUCGUACUUGACUGGUGACUAUGUCAGUGCUCUUCAACAAGCCGACCAUCUCUUAACCCUCAGCCACAGUCUCGGUGAUUGGUUUAUUCGUGAAGAAGCACUACGACUCAAAGCCCUAAUAUCGUAUGAGCAAGGACCUCGAUCUCUAGCUAUGGCAGCAUCACGAGAAUACUAUACCACUGCCGUACACGAAGACCGAUCCCUGGGUAAACUAUGGGGAUGUCUCAAAGUCCUAAAGUGCUCUCUCGCACAGGAAAAGCUAGUAUCGGAUGAAAUACAAGACCAGUGUCGCUCAUGUCGACAGAUUCUGGCAACACCAGAUCAAUCAUGGGCAACACAUCCGGCAUUAUGUAUUGUGCGGAUAUCCAUUCUAGCUGAAUGUGAUCGACGUCUUGGACUGGAAGUACCACCAGAAAACGUGAUUCGAGAAAUCCAGAAACAUACCAAGAACCUCAAGAAAUACCAUUGGUAUAUAAUAGUGGGAUUACAUCAACUCGCCAUGUUCCUCUUCACCGCAUACGAUAACCGUGGCUUCUCCCCCCAACGCCCUGAUGCACGGAAAGCCGUCAUUGGCCUCCUCACCGACCUGUGCAAGCAGCUCAAAAUAAUCGGAACCACAUGCCUUUUCGUGAUACCCAUACGAUACCUCUUCAAAGGACUCCUCAGUAUAGUACAGGAUCGUAAACGAGAAGCUACGAGACGCUGGGUCCGUGGUCUCAAAUCGCCAGGAUGUAAAGACCAAUUAUACCUCACUUCCACUCUGCAUUGGCGUCUUGCCAAGUAUGCUAUACCAGUUGGUGAUCCACGACGUGAACGACAUUUAGAGGAAGGUCGUCAAGGAUUCAAAAAGCUCUCUGCUGCUUAUGAGCAAUCGCAAUUAGCCUUGUGUGAAAAGUCGGCCUAA